UCGUCACCGGCACCUUCAUCGAGAAGUACGACCCCACCAUCGAGGAUUUCUACCGCAAGGAGAUCGAGGUGGACUCGUCCCCCUCGGUGCUGGAGAUCCUGGACACGGCGGGCACCGAGCAGUUCGCUUCCAUGCGCGACCUCUACAUCAAGAACGGGCAGGGCUUCAUCCUGGUCUACAGCCUGGUGAACCAGCAGAGCUUCCAGGACAUCAAGCCGAUGAGAGACCAGAUUGUCCGGGUGAAGAGAUACGAGAAGGUUCCUCUGAUCCUAGUGGGGAAUAAAGUGGAUCUGGAGUCGGAGAGGGAGGUCUUAUCUGCAGAAGGCAGAGCCCUGGCUCAGGAGUGGGGCUGUCCCUUCAUGGAGACAUCAGCCAAGAGCAAAACCAUGGUGGAUGAACUGUUUGCUGAGAUCGUCAGGCAAAUGAACUAUGCCUCCCUGCCUGAGAAGCAGGAUCAGUGUUGUACAACUUGCAUUGUCCAGUGAGAGAAAUCAAGAAAAACCUCAAUCAUGGCCAUACAGAGCAGAUAAAACUCAGAGGAAACUUGCACAGAUGCUGCUUUGGAGAACUUUCAGCCCAGGUUGCAGAGCUGAGCCUUGGUAAACCUGUCUGUAUUACAGCACAUUGCCAUACAUCUAAGUGCAUAAGGUUGGUGGCCUCCAGGAUCCACACACCUUACUCAGAAUGCUUAGCAUGUUUACCAUAAGUUUAAAAAUCUGUUCUUUAUCUAUCAGUCCUUUUAUAGCUUUCUAAGUUCAUAUAAUGGCUAAUAUGCAAGAGUUCAUUUUUAAUAUUUUAAUUGAUUUCUUUAAUCAAUUUCUGAACUUGUAUUUAUUAAAUACUUAAACUCAGUAUUACCUACUCAAUGCCUUUUAAAAGAAGAGAGUUUUAAUGGAGAAUAAAUUGAGCCUUAAACAAAUGGUUACUUCUGUAUAUUACCUCGCAUCAGUGCUUCUUUCUGUUUGCAAAGUUUUCUCCUACAAAUGUGGUUGGUCAUUCUUUGAGACUUCGUGUUUACAUGUGACAAUGUCAUGAGAAGAUACUGAAGGCACCUCUGUUGCAUGGAUGUAGUAUCCCUUUUCUUGGCAAAUGCAGCUGUGAUCCUGCCAGUGGUCUGACUUGACUGCAGGGAUUACUUGGAAUGGGAUAUUAAGUCUCCAGCUGAUGUUUCUUUCCUUGCAGUCGUGGGUUUCUUCAAUUCAUUUAAUCAAAAAUGACAAUUGUAGCAUUGAGAAAUGGCAGCACACUUUUCCUUCUGCUGAGUUCCUGAACUUGCUCGUUUACAAAUAGCUUCUUUAUGCCUUUGAAAAGGGAUAAUGUAUCCUUCAAAAUGGGCUGGAUGCCUGGUCAGCCAGCUCAGCUUUGCCUGGCACAUUGAGACAUCUAGUAGACCUCUGCACAUGUAAAUCUAAUGCAAAUAAGAUCACUUUACAUUUUAUAGUUCCUAAGAUUUGUCUUUCUGAAUAAUAUUUCAAAGCAAUAUUUGUUAAAGUUUUCUUGCACUGUCACAAAUUGCUUUUUAGUUGUUGUUUUUGUUGGGUUUUUUUCCCAAUAAGUUUAAUAUUAGAGACAAGUUGGUGUAACAAGGGGAAAAGCACCAGGUUCCAGUGAUACUAACUGCAAGUGUGCUUUAAACAGCCAUUGCCUUCCUUAUUGUUUACCUGAUCAACAUUUUCUCUGAAUACUUGAAAAUUUUAACAAUAACACAGGUAUAAAGAGCAGAAUAAAAAUGUACAAAGAACAGAUGAGAUCUUUUUUUCUUCAGUUUUAUUAACACAUUGCAUACAUAAGAGCUUUUUCUAGCAGUGGUUUAAGAUGUGUACUUUUUUUUUUUUGCAGAAAUUUAAUAACUGCAGCUCACCUACUGCACCAAAGUUCUAGGUUUUUAGGAGCCCAGCUUUAGUCAUUUGAACAUGCUUCUAGAAAUGUACAUUUUAUUUUUUUUUUCCCUGUGAUAGCUAAAUAACUUUGAGAAAAGCUCCAGUAAAAGCAGUGAUGGAUAUAUGAGGUUAAGCAGUUGAAAACUCACCAAAUUGUAUUGUGGAUGAUGGCAUUUAAACCAAUAAAAGAUCACCAGAACAGUAUCUCAACAUUAUAAUGUGUUUUACUGGUAAUACUGCAGGCUGACUUAACAGUGUUAGCAGAAAUAAAAGAUUCUGAGUCUACAUUCAGUGUUGAAUUUGAAUCCUGAGAAGAAAGAGGACACCAGGUUUUCUGCUUGGGUAUCAAAACACCUGAUUUUAUUUUUCUUUUUUCCUGUGGGGUUA
Molecule: messenger RNA, 2267 nt
Organism: Chaetura pelagica (chimney swift)
Lineage: Eukaryota; Metazoa; Chordata; Aves; Apodiformes; Apodidae
Gene: RAP2C
Product: RAP2C, member of RAS oncogene family
Exons: 3
Coding region: 132-485 (117 amino acids)
Biological process (GO): negative regulation of cell migration; Rap protein signal transduction
Cellular component (GO): plasma membrane
Molecular function (GO): GTPase activity; GDP binding; GTP binding
Source: RefSeq, a predicted model, not a curated record